AUGGCAUAUUCUCCGUAUAAAACUUCCAAGAAACAGUGGAAAUCAUUCGGAUCAAUUCCUGUUAGCUCCACUUCUUUGGAUCUUGAGGACUUUCCAAAAAGAAUAGUCUUGAAAUAUAUAGAUUGGCCGGCGAGUUCCUCUCCUUUCACUCCGACUAUUUCUCUUUUCUCUGCGAAUUUCAAGGAAGGGCAAAUGAAAGAAAUUGAAAUCAAAGAAGUUUCUUAUGAAGAUUUUGGACUUCUCUGCAGUAGUUUCUAUCCAAAUCCACAAUUUCCGAAUGAUAGUACUUCUGAGAAACUUCAUGAGAUGGCUAGCCGUUUUCAAGUGUCAUCAGUUGUUGGAAACGUUGAAUAUCAUCUUCUUAACAAUUCAAAAAUUGGAUAUGAGAGAAUGUUAUGGUUUGCUGAUGAAUACCAAAUGCCGAAGCUUCUGGAGAAGUGUAUCAGUCAAAUGAACUCACUGGCGAUGGCUAAGAAAUUGGAGAAGUCUCCGGAAUUCGAAAAGUUAUCAGAUAGAACUACACAGGUCCUGGGCGCGCAUACGCAUAAUGGAUGGGCGACGGAGGACGCGCCGAUGAAUUGGGUACAGGGAAAGGACGCCGGUAUGGGGCAUAUACGGGGCAUAUGGGGCACACCGCCGCCGCAAAGCAUCUCCUCGCCUGGCUUGCUGGCACUCGAUGAAAUGAACUAA
This is a messenger RNA of Caenorhabditis briggsae, 690 nucleotides long. NCBI's taxonomy places the organism in Eukaryota, Metazoa, Nematoda, Chromadorea, Rhabditida, Rhabditidae. Gene Ontology annotation, molecular function: protein binding. The record is from RefSeq and is a predicted model, not a curated record. The coding region runs from base 1 to 690 and encodes 229 amino acids. The transcript is spliced from 3 exons.